UGGCAAGAACAGUUCAGCCUCUGCUCUGUUUGCUCCACGAAUUAACAGAUGUGCUUGGUUUGAAAAGGCAUACGUUUCUUGAUGGGAAGAAAAUUCUUGUUCAGUUUUUCACUUCUGUUUUUAUGUACGGUGUUUUCAGUCACUUUGGACCAGAUACUUGCCUGGAAGAAUGUAGGUUCGCAAGCCUCUUCAAGUAAAGGAGUGAUUAUACGGAGUGAUCAAAAGCAUAGCGGAGAGGUGAAACCAGUCCAGAAUUUCACAACACCACCCAUCACACAGACUUUCAACGACAAUCUGAGCAAAAGCCAUUGGAGCGUCUACAGUCAUCAUAAUCCUGUUAAGUUCUCCAGGGAUGGCGUUCCCUGCAUCCUCUUCUGGACCAAGAGAAUCACAGUGAAAUUUAAGAAUCAGACCUGGCUGGACCUCACAGAUGAAGCACCUGGUCCAAACACAACAGUGGACACCGGCAACUCAAACUGCAGUGAGGAAAGCGCCAUGUUGUCUUUGAAGUUUGGGGAUGCUGAAAAGCCCAAGGAUCUUGACAUCAGGCUCACCCUAACCAAUUACAACAAGCUGUCCAGCCAGAGUUGGUUUAGUUUACACCGAGUCGAGAUCAUCUUCAACAAUUCGGUGCAAGCAUCUUUCAAUGCAACUGGCAUAUAUGCUCUGUCAAGUUACUCCUACCGCUGCCAACGAGUCAGCAGCCUGCGGCGGAAUGACGCUCUCCUGUUGCUUAGCAGCCCCGAGGAUGUGGCAAGCCUGUGGGAGGUCACGUUUAUUGAUUUCCAGAUCCAAGGCUUCUCCAUCCAGGGGACACACUUUGCCCAGGCCCGAGACUGCGGCUCUUCCUUCUCUCCUGCUGUUCUCAUUGGCCUGGCCAUGUCUCUGAUUCUGUUGCUGGUGCUGGCCUACGCCCUGCACAUGCUCAUCUACCUGCGCCAUCUGGACGGUCACUACGAGUUCAUCACGUCUCCUGCCCACCUCCCACCUCUGAGGGAGCUAGACACAGGGGAGGAGAAGGAGCUGCUGGGGAGCCAGGGAGCUGAAUGCUACGAGCUGAGGAGCCAACAGAUCUGCAAAAUCUAUAUUUAGCAGCACGAGGCUCUGUCUCCUCACCAGGGCCGCAACCAGGCCUGAAGGACGGUGUUCUCUUCUGUGCUGUCUGACUUGUGAAUUGUUUGAUUAAAAAAAAAAAAGGAGAAACAUUGGCAACUCGUUAGUUGGUUUUUAGCAUCUAUUGGUUUUGAUAGGUUGAUCUGGGGCAGUGCGAAACUACCUCAAGGUACCCCACAGGGUCUGACCAGCAGGACUGAUGCCUUAAGCAUGAUAAAGAGAGAGAGAAAGAAAGGCGGCAUGAUGGCUAGUUUUAUAUCAACUUGAUACAAGCUAUAGUCAUUGAGAGGAGGAACCUCAACUGAGAAAAUGCCUCCCUAAGACUGAGCUGUAGGCAAGCGGGUAGAACAUUUUCUUAAUUAGUGAUUGACGAGGGAGGGCCCAGCCCACGGUGGGUGGUGCCAUCCCUGGGCGGAUGAUCUGGGUUCUAUAAGAAAGCAGGUUGAGCAAGUCAGGAUGAGCAAGCCAGUAAGCAACACCCCUCCAUGGCCUCUGCAUCAGCUCCUGCCUUUCGGCUCUGGCCCUGCUUGAGUUCCUGUCCUGACUUCCUUUGGGGAUGAAUAGUGAUGUGGAAGCAUAAGCCAAACAAGCCCUUUCUUCCCCACGUUGCUUUGGUCACGGUGUUUCCUCACAGCAGUAGAAAUCCUGACAAAAGAGCUGGGGGAGGGAGAGAGGCAGCAGAAGUUCAGAUCCUUAAGUGUUCUGUAACAAUUUACAUUUUCCCCCAGGAAUUACAUUGCAGUUUCAUUUAAAAAAACAGUCUUUCUUUUUCUCCCUUUCCCAGACCUGCUUCUGGAAAGCUGCCGUCAGUCUGUGGCAGAGCAAACACUGUACCCUGGCGUCAGUCUGUGGCAGAGCACCGUUAUGUCAAGGGCUCUGUCAUUCAGAAGCAGCAGGGCCUCAGCUGUGUGGUAGGGGCGACAGUCAUGCCCUUUCCGUUUGGCUGUGAGCCCAGGCUGGCCUCAUUUGGGUGUGGCAGACUUCUGUAGGCCAUCGAGCGCAUCCUUGAAAUGAGUAGCAGAAGAUGAACACUGUGCAUGCUGUGCAGAUGCUGCCGCAGAAGGAGCCCCUCUUAUCCCCACCCACUGGGAGUGUCUCCUAAACUCUCGCUUAGAGGAAAUUCUGGAGCUGCCACCAUGUUCUUCCUCCCACUUUUCCUCCUCAUGGAUCCCCCCGCAAUCAUUUUCAGUUCUCAGAAGGUCUGAACACUGAAGAUUGGUUCAUUCCCCGUCUCUUCAAAGCAGGAACAUGCUUGCCUUGUAACAGAGCUGACAUUGCAUUUUCCUCUCCAGAUUGUGCAAAUCACCUACCUUUACAAAGAAUACCCUCCACCAAACUCAAAGUGCACACAAAGGAAUGGAAUUUGGGAGGCUGUGGUGAUGGGUCCGCUCUCCAGUUCCACCUUAGAUGAUGAGCAGUGGGUGAUGAGCCUUGACAUUUCUGAUAUAGCAUUUCUUUUGGCUGCAUCAUUAGUAGCUGAAUGUAGGGUGGGUCCUAAUGCUGUCAAAGUCUGGAGGAUAAAAAUACUCCACAUAAAGUUCCUUUUGUUUGACUA
This is a messenger RNA of Peromyscus californicus insignis, 2668 nucleotides long. RefSeq names its product V-type proton ATPase subunit S1-like protein. NCBI's taxonomy places the organism in Eukaryota, Metazoa, Chordata, Mammalia, Rodentia, Cricetidae. The record is from RefSeq and is a predicted model, not a curated record. The transcript has 7 exons. The coding region runs from base 82 to 1092 and encodes 336 amino acids. Gene Ontology annotation, cellular component: proton-transporting V-type ATPase complex.